Molecule: messenger RNA, 2518 nt
Organism: Eucalyptus grandis
Lineage: Eukaryota; Viridiplantae; Streptophyta; Magnoliopsida; Myrtales; Myrtaceae
Product: preprotein translocase subunit SCY2, chloroplastic
Exons: 14
Coding region: 69-1805 (578 amino acids)
Biological process (GO): thylakoid membrane organization; SRP-dependent cotranslational protein targeting to membrane, translocation; chloroplast organization
Cellular component (GO): plastid envelope; membrane
Molecular function (GO): transmembrane protein transporter activity; signal sequence receptor activity
Source: RefSeq, a predicted model, not a curated record
UUUUUUUUUCCUCUUUCAGCGGCACGAACUGGGAAGUGAGUCCGAGGAAAGAGCUAAGCUCCACGGCCAUGGAGGCGACGCUGCUCGGCCCAAGCUUCUUCCAUGGCGGACCUUUCGCCGCCAAACGCAGCUCCUCUCGAGGUCUGAAGAUGAAAGGAAUUCUAUCAAGUUGCCCUCCAUGUGUGGGAACUCGGUUAUCUCUGAAGACAACUUAUGGGCACUUCAGCAGUGGACACCUGCUGCUGAAUGCCGGGCAAUUCCCCUCGAGAGCAAAGAAAAUGUUCUCUGUUUACUGCUCAACUAGUAAUGAGAAUGAAUACAUGAAUGACCAGGCUGCAUCUUUGCAAUCUCUUACUCUUGAAGCUGUCCCAGCCAGAUCAGAAGCAGGAGAAGAUUCUUCCAAUUUUCCCGAUCUCAGUAGCUCUAGGAUUCUUCAGACGAAACCUAAAGCAUUUAGAAAUAGAUUUCUGAACUUUGUCCGUCUAAGUUCUGUCCUCAAUAAUGCUGCUGAAUAUUUUUUUAAGAGCGAGAUGCGAAGGAGAUUAUUUGUGACGGCAAUGUUGCUUGUGAUAAGUCGUGUUGGCUAUUUCAUUCCUUUGCCUGGAUUUGACAGACGAGCGAUGCCUCAAGAUUAUCUCAGCUUUGUGUCAGGAUCUGCUGAUGAACUUGGCGAUAUGACAACAGAGCUUAAGUUGUCAUUUUUUCAGCUUGGAAUCAGUCCCCAGAUAGUAGCAUCAAUUCUUAUGCAGGUGCUAUGUCACGUUGUUCCCUCCUUGGUAAAGCUGCGGAAAGAAGGCUUAGAUGGCCAUGAGAAGAUUAAGAGUUAUAUAUGGUGGAUCUCCCUUGGUUUUGCAAUACUGGAGGGCAUCAUUGUGUCUUGUUAUUCUCUGCCAUAUUCAAUUUAUGCAACCACUAGCAGGGUUAAACAUGUUAUGGUGACUACUCUUUUAUUGGUCUGCGGUGCAAUGACCAUGACUUGGAUAUGUGACACAAUAUCAGAAUCAGGAUUUGGUCAGGGAUCAUCUCUGAUUAUAUGCUUGGGAAUAUUAACUGGUUACAAAGACACCUUGCUCAAGGUGUUUUCUAAGCUCUCAGGAAGUGCUAUGAGUUGGUGGCCUUAUGUGCUCGCAGUUUUGGGUAUUUUCACUACAGUCACUAUGUGGGCAGUUGUGGUGACAGAGGGCUGCAGAAAAAUUAAGCUGCAGUACUAUGGUUUUAAACUUGCAUCCUCAGCAAGAGGUGACUCCCGGAUCACAGAAGUGGAGCCUUACAUCCCUUUCAACAUCAAUCCAUCCGGAAUGCAGCCUGUUCUGACCACUUCAUAUCUCUUGGCAUUUCCCAGCAUUCUUGCGAGUAUCCUGGGUUCGCCUUUCUGGGAGCGUGUCAAGCAGAUUUUGAACCCUGAAAAUUCAAUCGGUGCUGAGCCAUGGGUUUACUAUUCGAUAUAUGCUUUUUUCGUCUUCUUAUUCAACAUAUUUGACAUUGCCAACUUGCCAAAGGAAAUUGCUGAUUACUUGAAUAAGAUGGGUGCCCGGAUACCCAAUAUUAAGCCUGGGAAGGCUACCAUUGAGUACCUUACGAAGAUCCAAGCAUCAUCUCGUUUUUGGGGUGGUCUUUUGUUAUGUAUUCUAGCAACUACAUCCAGCAUUUUGGAUCACUACUUACGCCGUAUGAAUGAAGGAUUUACAAUUGGGUUGACGUCCGUGUUAAUCAUUGUGGGUUCAAUCAUUGAAUUAAGAAGAUCCUACCAGGCAUACAACGUAAUGCCCAGUUUGAGCAAAGCUCUUAGACGAUAUGGUGUAUAACAUUAUCAGAGGAGAGGAAGUCUCUGUUUCAAGUUAGAUGGUGAGAACAUCGAAGUCUUCUUAUGAAUAUGGAAGAACAUACUCCUAGGCUCUAAUCAUCUUUUGUUCCCCCAUGUAUUCUGCUUGCUAAUGAAAAGGAGAAGGCUCCUGCAAGGAGCGAAGUGCAAAUGCCACAUUGCACCAGCCUGCAAGAGCUGAUGAUCGAAAAACAGACCAAGCCUCAUAAUGUUAGGAAAAAGGCAUUGUCUUCAAGAUGGUUGAUGACUGCAAGCUUGUCAGUCUGGAUUACUGCCAACUUGAUGGUAACCUCAGAGGUCGCCGCUUGCCCUAUGUAAGGUCGAGCAUCCAAAUAUUGUCGACAAUAAUCCUCUAUUGGUGUACAAGUGAGAGGCCUUCAGGACCUGGGUGGUACUCUGAUUUGCUUAGAGGUGUAUAUUACCGGACAUGUCGGUGUUUUCCCGCCUCAGAUACUUAAGUGUUGCUUUCCUGCAAGGGGAGUUGCCUAGUAACUUUGGAUCGGCAUCUGUAGCUAUUAUCAUCGAGUGUUUUGGCAAUGUAAUUCGUAUGUUUAAUCCUGUUCAUUAGCUAUACUCCCCUCAUUCUACUCACAUAUGUAAUUAACUUAAUAGUCACCCUAAGUUAAUGGGUACAUUCAUCAUCUUACUUGAGGCAAAAUACAUAAUCCAUUUCAAUACACGAAAGUAGACUUCUCC